AUGUUACCAGGGUACGCAACGACGCCAGGGGCCCCUACCCAGAGGCCACUGCCGAGGCUCGUCGUCACCCGUAACUCCACCUUCCACGCCUCCCACCUGGCUCGACCGAACACCGAUUCCACGGGCACCCUUUGCCCGAACUGGCCAAAGAUCUUUGGCAAGGGACGAGGCUGCGUCGUCGCGGCACUGGAAUGUUGCAGCGUCUGGCGUGGAGCAGGCUUCAGUGGUUCCACUAUGGUAGAGGAGAGAGUACGCGGUUUGCUUCGAGAGGUUCGCGGUGAAGGGAUACCGGAGAAGUGGUAGGAAAAGGAUAUUGGGAAUUGGGACUUGUUUAAGAUUGUUUAAAACAUUUUUUACUUUUAAUCAUUAGGAAUUUAAUUGAACAAUCGGAAGGCUAGGGGUAGUUAUUCUUCACUUUUAAUCGAUUUUCUUGGAAAUAAAUAAGGAAUAAAAUUAGGUCCUUCUGAUUCGUGUAAUAAGAAAGAAAAAAUGAGGAAAUAACUUUCUCUGAUUCAUGUAAUAAAUAUAGA
Messenger RNA from Osmia bicornis bicornis, 530 nucleotides. RefSeq lists its product as uncharacterized. Lineage: Eukaryota; Metazoa; Arthropoda; Insecta; Hymenoptera; Megachilidae. The transcript is spliced from 2 exons. The record is from RefSeq and is a predicted model, not a curated record. The coding region runs from base 1 to 303 and encodes 100 amino acids.